Messenger RNA from Aspergillus melleus, 930 nucleotides. It is a transcript of the gene cbfA, whose product is annotated as putative CBF/NF-Y family transcription factor. Lineage: Eukaryota; Fungi; Ascomycota; Eurotiomycetes; Eurotiales; Aspergillaceae. The transcript has 3 exons. Gene Ontology annotation, biological process: leading strand elongation; heterochromatin formation; DNA damage response. Gene Ontology annotation, cellular component: CHRAC; epsilon DNA polymerase complex. The record is from RefSeq and is a predicted model, not a curated record. The coding region runs from base 1 to 930 and encodes 309 amino acids. Gene Ontology annotation, molecular function: protein heterodimerization activity; chromatin DNA binding.
AUGCCUCGAAAAUCCACCUCCAGCACACCAGGCGACCUGGAAGAAACGCAGACACAGAUACACACGCAAUCCCCCGACCUGCCUGAUCAGUCGCCAUCCCAGCCCGUUUCGCAAUCAGUACAAGCGACGGAGCAGCAGUUGAAGGCGAGGGCGAGUAUUGAUGACUAUCUCCUUCCUCGCUCGCUAACCCUCCGUCUUGCUAAAUCCGUCUUGCCCCCGAAUACCUCCCUCCAGAAGGAUGCGGUGUUGGCGAUCCAAAAGGCCGCGACGGUGUUUGUUUCAUAUUUGUCGUCGCACGCCAACGAAGCAACACUCAAACGCACCCUCUCCCCCGCAGACGUAUUUUCCGCGCUCUCAGAACUAGAACUCGAGGGGUUCCGACCUCGAUUGGAGAAAGAGCUUGAUGCGUUUACGGACCUGAAGGCUGGGAAGAGGAAGAGUAAGGGAGGGAAUACCAACACGAGUAACAGCACUAAUAAUACCGGUGCUGCUGCUACUGCUGCUGCCGAUGUCGAUGUCGGGAUCGGUAAGGAUGACGCGACUAGCAUUGUCGAGGGUGGGGAGAAAGAUGCAGCGAAGGAAGGGUUAGGUGCGAGUGUCGCGAGGGGCGCGAAGAGGGUGAAGAGAGAUGUGAAUGGGAGUGGGGUCCAUGGGGAUGACGAGGACGACGACGGAGAUGAGACACAGGAUGAGCCCGAGAAGGUAGAUGAGAAUGAGACGGAGGUUGAGGAGGAAGACGACGAAGAAGAGGAGGACGAAGAUGAGGAUGAGGUACCAGAGGAAGAGGAUCCGGAUCGCGUGGAAGAUCUAGAUCGAGACUCGAGAGCUAAACGGACGAUGGAUCCCGAUGCGGCGGGCGAUGAUGAUACGGAAAGUGAGGAUGAGAAUGGGCCGGGGUCGCAGUUGCGAGGGGACCUGGGACUCGGAUAG